GUCUCAGUAGCCGUUAGUGAGUUAUGCAGGUGGACAGAUGAGUUUAGGUUAGUUACAGUACUGUGUCCAGGUUAGAUGUUCUAAUUCUAACGUUAGUUUAGCUGUAGGUGUCACUUAUAUAACUGAUAUAAAUACGUUUGGAUUGUAUUUUCCUCCGGAGGACAUCAUACGUGAAGGUGUGUGGUCAUGGCUCUGGCGUCUCCAUGUGGGAUUCUGUCUGAUGAGGAAGAGUGUGGAGCUGUUUUUGAGUCCACAGCUGCUGAUAUUGGAGCUCUCAUGAGAUCUCAGCGCUUUGUGUCUCCUCUGCCGGAGAUCUCCGUCAUCACUCCUGCUGCAGAUUCCCGUACACCCACUCAAGAGACAAAGCCUGAUGUGAGUAGGAGAGGCAGCGCUGAUGAUGGAUCAGACAAGUUGAAGGUUUUCCUGCGGAUCCGUCCUCUUACUGAAGUGGAGAAGGAGCAGGGAGAGGAGCAGGGUUGUGUGAAUGUGCAGUCCGAGGACAGUCUGCUUCUGCGAGCGCCCAAAGACUCCCGCAACAUGAAGAGUGCAGAGAGAGGAGUCGCUCAGAGCCUGCACAAGUUCACCUUCACAAAGAUUUUUGGACCGCAGACGUCUCAGCAGGAGGUGUAUGAUCACACCAUACGGGAGAUGGUGCGAGAUGUUCUGCGUGGAGAAAACCGCCUCCUCUACACUUACGGUGUGACCAACUCAGGCAAAACCUACACCAUACAGGGUGCAGGUGGAGAGGCGGGUCUGCUGCCGCGGGCGUUAGUCUCUGUGUUCCUGAAGCUGUCUGGACGGCUGUACUCCGCCAUGGACCUCAAGCCUGUACUGAGCCAGGAGGUCCGUAAACUGGACGCCGGAGAGGUCCGUGCUGAAGAAAUGCGUCGUGAUGCUUUGCUGAAAGAGGAUGAGAGCACAGGUGGACAUCAGUCCAGGCUGCGAGCAGGUUUGUCCUGGGACAGCGGCAUCAGCGGACUCUCGGCCACCAGUCACAUCGCCACACAGCUGGAGGACUCCGAUGGCGUGUGUUUGGAGGCGAAUGGCCUGUGUCUCAGCGGUGGGGAGGAUCUCGAGGAGGGUGUGCAGUUCUCGGUCUGGGUCUCGUUUUAUGAGAUCUACAACGAGUUUCUUUACGAUCUCCUGGACGCUCCGCCUUCACUUCAGUACCGCAAGAGAGCCACGCUACGCCUCAGCGAUGACAAACAUGGAAAUCCUUACGUAAAGGAUCUGACCUGGAUUCAGGUCCAAAGUGCAGAAGAGGCCUGGAAGGUGCUUAAAGUUGGACAACGCAACCAGAGUUUUGCCAGCACUCACCUCAACCAAAACUCCAGCCGCAGCCACAGUAUCUUUACUAUCCGUGUUCUACAUGUCAAGCCACAAGCGGCGCUGGGACAGGUGACCAGAAUCAGCGAGCUGUCUGUGUGUGAUUUGGCAGGAUCUGAACGCUGUAAAGCCCAGCAGAACGGCGAGAGAAUGAAAGAGGCAAACAACAUCAACACCUCUCUGCUGACGCUGGGCCGCUGCAUCACUGCUCUCAGACACAAUCAGACCAACAAGUCUCGUCCUCCGCUGGUCGUUCCGUUCAGAGACAGCAAGUUAACCAGAGUCCUGCAGAGUUUCUUCUGCGGUCACGGGCGCUCCUGCAUGGUGGUCAACAUCAACCCCUGCGCCUCCACCUACGACGAGACGCUCCAAGCGCUCAAGUUCUCUGCCAUCGCCACACAGCUGGUGCACGGCCCGUGCAGUAAGACGCGUGUGGCCUACAUCCUGUCGCUGCUUCGUGAGCAGCCAACGCACCCCAACGACACCACGUUACUGGAGGAGGAUGAGGAAGAGAGUGACGAGGAAGGAGACAUCACCAUGUUUGAUCCUGAAGCGCUGCUGAAGGCCAUCGAUGUUCUGAAGCGUGAGGUGCUGCGUCAGCGGCAGGAGAAAGAGGAGCUGGAGGCCAUGGUUCGAGAGGAGGUCUGCACUGAGAUGAUGGAGGUCAUCAACCGCAUGCAGGAUGACUUCAGCGAGACUCUGGAAACCGAGAGGGAUCUGAUGGAGAAGAGAUGCGAGAACAAAAUUAACAACUUGAAGAACAGCCUGAAGAAAUAUUAUAGUCAAGAGCUGGAGGAGCGAGACGAGGAGAUCCGGGAGCUCACUGCUGCUCUGAAGGAGAAGGAAGAGGGUCAUAUCGCUCCAGCUCCCAUUUUCCCUCCUCUGAGUGAUGCCAACGGCCCACGGCGCUCACGGCGUUUGGCUUCAACACACAGGCGAGACACGGAUCACGAGAGCGUGGAGCUCAUGCAGUGUAAAGCCGAGCUGGAGCAGUGCAAAGCUGAACUGGACCUGAAACAGACGGAACUGUGCCUGAAAACGCUUGAACUGAAGCGUUUCCAGGAGAACCAGUCGGUGACGGGCGCCACAGGAACCCUGACCACCACCGCUGAGCGCAAACUGCAGGAGGGACAGAGGAACCUGAAGCAGCUGCGGACGGAGCUCCAGCUGUUGGGCGUGAAGCUGCAGUCUGGAGAACGAGCGUGCUGCCGCAACACCGACGGAGAGAAACUCCGAAACGCGCUCUCCUCCGCAGACAGCAAACUCGUCAAACAGGAUCAGAUGCUGGUGGAGCUGCACACCAGUCUCCAGCUGGUCAAAGCAGACCUGCGCAGGAAAGACGAGCUCCUGGCGCAGCUACAGAGCAGCCAGCCUCCUCCGGCGCCCGCCGCGCCCGGCUCCUGCAAGAAGAGGGGCUGCGGGGUGGCCGUGGCAUACGUGGAGAACCAGCCUCCUGAGAAACGACGCUUCUUCCACUCAAUCUUCCCGUCCCGCACGCCCUCGAGACAGACCCGGCAGCGGCCCGACGCCGGCACGCCGUACGCCCGCGUGUUACGCUCACGCCAGCCGUCCCCGCCGUCCACUCCCAUACAGCUCCGAUUCAAAUAUUAGGAGCUCAACAGCGUCCUCUGACAACCAAGAGCUUUUAUACCUUGCAGUUUUUAUAUUUCUGUCUUUAACAUAAUCAGGUGGCUGUUUGACAUGCAAAUGGGCCUUAUUUUAUGGGAAUUUUUUACAUUUUAUAUAGGGGUUCAGUUUUGUGUUCAAGGGUUUCUAUUGAGAGACUCAUUUAAAAUGAACAUUUAAAACCUACUUUAUUUUCUCUAGGUGCUGUUUUUUGUAUAUUGCAAAAACCAAAACAAGAGCAAUAGUAACCUGCAUUCCAGUUGUUCCUCAAAUGUAUUUUAUACAUAAAUCUGAGCAUUCUAAUUCAUCUUAAAAUCUUUAAUGGUUGCUGCUUUAUCUGUUUGAAAGUGAGAUUGUUUAAGAAUUCAGUGUUAUUGUCACCAGAUACACACGUGUAAAUCUUUUUCUUUUAGCCUGUUUGUAAGUGGCCAGUUGCUGAUUUCAUCACUGCGUCGGCUGCUCUUUUGCACAUUUUGCAUGAGUUUGUGAAAGGUUGGUGUGGUUAGAGAUGUUUGUUUGUCUGUCACUUUUGAAUGUCUUUCCACUGUAUAUUCAAGCCUAAAAUGGGUGCGUUUUGUAAUAAAACACUCAACUGUCAA
Messenger RNA from Labeo rohita (rohu), 3551 nucleotides. It is a transcript of the gene kif20a, whose product is annotated as kinesin family member 20A. Gene Ontology annotation, cellular component: nucleus; spindle microtubule. Gene Ontology annotation, molecular function: ATP binding; microtubule binding; plus-end-directed microtubule motor activity. The coding region runs from base 187 to 2937 and encodes 916 amino acids. Gene Ontology annotation, biological process: mitotic spindle assembly; microtubule-based movement. The transcript has 19 exons. The record is from RefSeq and is a predicted model, not a curated record. NCBI's taxonomy places the organism in Eukaryota, Metazoa, Chordata, Actinopteri, Cypriniformes, Cyprinidae.